Molecule: messenger RNA, 1228 nt
Organism: Pelodiscus sinensis (Chinese soft-shelled turtle)
Lineage: Eukaryota; Metazoa; Chordata; Testudines; Trionychidae
Source: RefSeq, a predicted model, not a curated record
AUGGGGUCACAAUGCUGCUCAAAUGUGCAGCGACUAUCACAGGUUGUGGCUUCUGCCACCAAACCCAAACAGGGUUUUCGUGGGCCGUUCGUAGGAGGAAUCCAGAGAAAAAGAACCGCUGCUCUGAAUGGAUCCAGAGCCCUCUCUUCCUGCCUGUAAUGAGAGUGGAAUGGCUGCAGAGCAGGAGCCAAGGAAACGUUAUUUGUGACUCCCUUUCCAUCUGCCGUUAGCCCAGGGGCAGGAAGCAGCCAUGCUGUGGAGCUGAACAUACCCAGCCAGCCUCACCAUGGCAGCUUCCAACUGGACCACACCUCACCACUCCACCUUCAUCCUCCUCGGCAUCCCGGGUCUGGAGGCGGCCCACGUCUGGAUCUCCAUCCCCUUCUGCUCCGUCUACAUCCUGUCUGUCGUAGGGAACUGCCUCCUCCUGGCUGUGAUCAAAUCUGAGCCGAGUCUCCACGAGCCCAUGUACCUUUUCCUCGCCAUGCUGGCCUUCGCCGACCUGGUUGUCUCCAACACCACCGUGCCCAAAACCCUCUGCAUUUUCUGGUUUAGGGACCAGGCCAUUCAUAUCGAUGCUUGCCUGGCCCAGAUUUUUUUGAUUCACUCACUUACUACCAUGGAGUCCGGGUUCAUGCUGGCCAUGGCCUUCGAUCGCUACGUCGCCAUCUGUAACCCGCUGCGACACUCGGCCAUCCUGACCCAUCAGGCCAUAGCCAAGAUAGGGCUGGGCGUUGUAAUGAAGGGGGUUGCGUUACUGGGCCUCCAUCCAUUUCUGUUGAAAUGGCUCCCAUACUGUAAGACCAAUGUUAUUUCUCACACCUAUUGUGAGUUCAUGGUGCUGGCAAAACUGGCUUGUGUGGACACCACAGUCAUAAGUGCCUACAGCCUGGUCAUCGCAUUUUUCACUGGGGGGUUAGAUUUCAUUCUCAUUGUCCUGUCCUACAUCCUGAUCCUCCGCACAGUUUUCAGCCUGCCCUCCAAGCAGGCCCGGAGCAAGUCCCUCAGCACAUGCAGCUCCCACGUCUGCAUCAUACUCAUGUUCUACACUCCUGCGGGAUUCACCUUCCUCUCCCACCGCUUGGGCCACGUGGCUCCCCAUGUCCACAUCCUCAUUGCCAACAUUUACCUGCUCCUCCCUCCCAUGAUGAACCCCCUCAUCUACAGGGUGAGAACCCCGGGGAUCCGCCAGAGGGCUCUCCACAUCUUGGGCCUCAAACCAGCCUGA